This is a messenger RNA of Symbiodinium sp. CCMP2592, 654 nucleotides long. The record is from the annotation of a GenBank genome assembly. Lineage: Eukaryota; Dinophyceae; Suessiales; Symbiodiniaceae.
AUGGUGUUGAUGCUCCUUCGAAGCUUACAACGCUCGCCGAGGCUGUUUUUGCACUCGUCGCGACACUGUUCGACGUCCGUUCCGGGUUCUGUAAACCGCGUCUUCGAGCUCUUUGAACGGCAUGGGAAGGGCGACUACAUCGGCGAAGAUGUCUCGCAGCUGGAACAUGCCCUGCAAGCUGCAGACUUGGCCCACAGGUCGGGUCAUGGGUUAGAAGCAACACUGGCGGCUCUCCUCCACGACGUGGGGCACCUUCUGGGCAUGGAGGACAAGUCGCAUGCCAGGAUGGGCGAUUGCGGAGUAGCCAACCAUGAGAACUUGGGUGGCAACUGGCUCGCCGGCCUAGGCUUCUCUCCAAAAGUUUGCCAGCUCGUCUCUCGGCAUGUCGAUGCCAAGCGAUACCUCUGUGCAGUGAACAAGGAGUAUCACGACACAUUGAGCUCUGCUUCAAAGACGACCUUGAUCCACCAGGGUGGACCCAUGACCCAACAGGAGGCGAAAGCCUUCGAAAAGGAGGAGCUCUUCAAGGUGAUCCUCGCCAUGCGCCGGUGGGAUGAGGCAGCCAAGGUGCAGGGGAAGAAGGUGCCGGAACUCGAGGCUUACAGGGACAUGAUGGAGCAGAAUGUCGGGCAGCGCGUGGGGCCUGGCGAGUAG